This is a messenger RNA of Aspergillus melleus, 2064 nucleotides long. RefSeq lists its product as uncharacterized. The record is from RefSeq and is a predicted model, not a curated record. The coding region runs from base 1 to 2064 and encodes 687 amino acids. Gene Ontology annotation, biological process: proteolysis. NCBI's taxonomy places the organism in Eukaryota, Fungi, Ascomycota, Eurotiomycetes, Eurotiales, Aspergillaceae. Gene Ontology annotation, molecular function: serine-type peptidase activity. The transcript is spliced from 5 exons.
AUGUUCUUGAAGAUUUCCGUUCUUUUAGCCCUCACAGAGGCGCUCUCAGUCAUUGCUGCCCCUAGUACCGCCUCAAAAGAACCAUGUGCCUUGGUCACUCAGCAAGUUGAAGAAAGCGCUGCCCUGAACGGAACCGUCCCUUACGUUUCGCCCUAUCUGGCUCAUCAAUGUCUUCUCUCGCUGCCAUUUGAUCCUCGCCGCGCUGCCGCUUUUGUGACUGAGGUCAAGAAGAACUUGCAGUGGCAUUCAACUAUCGACACGCUCAAGAACCCUCCUUCCGGGUAUUUGUCUCCUGCCGUCGACUUGUUGGGAGAGCUGGACCACCUGCACCAAAAGGCCCUGAAGCAAGAGUUCAGUAGCCAGUUUGAGUUUGAUACAGCUCUUCAGCGACUACUGGCAUCUGCCAACGAUGGACAUCUGGUAUACAGUGGCUGCUCUCAGAGAAUUUUCCAAUUCACUGUCCCAACUCAGAUUGCCUCGGUUUCUUCGGAUGGAUUGGAAAUCCCAGAAAUCUACGACUUCAGCGAUGUCUAUUUGCUUGCCGAGCAUUCUGACCUUGUCUCUCCAAUUGUCUCAAUCAACGGCGAGAAGGCAGAGAGUUACCUCAAAAAUAUCUCUCACCACCAAGCCUAUCAGGAUCCGGAUGCCCGGUAUAAUAAGGUUUUUGACUCACUUACCCGGUACCCAGAGAAUAUGAAUAUGCUUGGGUCUUGGAGCGCCGAUCCGGCAUUCCUGGCAGGUCAUGUCGAAUUUGACGUCAAAUGGGCCAAUGGAACCGGAAAGAAGGUACACGUGCAAUCAAUGCCAACUGCCAAGUACAGAUUCAACUAUACCGACAGUCGAACUCUCUUUCAAGACUACUGUAUUAUCCCGCCGGAUUCAUUCGGCCAGGAGGGUGAUGCAGAGGCAGACCUGACAACCGCCGCUGCCUGGCCUGCCUUGCCUGCCUCACCGUUCCUGCCCAAGGCGGUCAUGCGGGAUCCGUAUAACCUGAUAUCUGGCUAUUUCCCGGAGGACCCGGAAUGGAAAGAUCUGGCCGUGCUCUUGGUCCCCUCUUUUGCCACAAGCGAAAAGGGCAACGAUGAACCGCUGGCGUUUGCAAACAGCGCGACCCAGUUCAUCCAGGAGGCCAAGAAGGCUGGGAAGAAGAAGCUCAUCAUUGAUCUAUCAAACAACGGCGGAGGUUUCAUUGCGAGCGGAAUGGACCUGUUCAAACUCUUCUUCCCCGACAAGGAUAUUUACACCGCAGCUCGUCUCCGCGCCCAUGAGGCUCUUAACCUUUAUGGAAAGGCUAUGAGCAAGCUCCCGCAAGGCUCUGAGCUGGCGGGUAGAUUUCCCUUCACAAUCCCAAACCUGGUUACUCCCAACCAGACCUAUACCUUCCAGUCCUGGGAGGAGUUCUACGGUCCCCAUAAGCUGGCGCAAUCCAACCAGACUAGUUUGUUCUCCAAUCUCAAACUGAGCGCCUCGAAUUGGUAUUCAGUCAUUCGCGGCUAUGGCAUUGUCAAGCAGAAUGAGACUUCCUCUCCUUUCGCUGCGGAAGAUAUCCUUCUGCUCACUGACGGCCUCUGCACAUCCACGUGCACCAUCUUCUCCGAGCUGAUGAAAACCGUCGGCGGUGUCAAGAGUAUCACCUUUGGCGGUCGUCCCCAGCAGGGACCUAUGCAGGCUAUCGGCGGCUCCAAGGGCUGCGCUGUUGGUACAGCGCGAAGCCUCUUUCAACUCCGGGAGGCCGCCAACAGGGCUGCCCUCCAGGCCGAAGCGGAUGGUAAGCCAGUGCUCUCUCACCAGGAGCACGCCCGCCUGAACGCUUCCAUACCCGAUCGCUUCUCCCUGAAAUUCAAUACGUUGGCGUUUAACAUUCAGAAUGCCUACCGUGAAGGCGACGACGAAAUGCCGCUGCAGUUCCUCUACGAGGCUGCUGACUGCCGUCUCUUCUAUACCCCGGAUAACCUCGUUCUUCCUGCCACCACUUGGAUAUCGGCUGCAAAUGCUUUUUGGGGGAAUGGCGCUUGUAUUUCCGGCUCUUACUCUACUUCUAAACGGGCUGGGAGGUUUGUUUAG